Molecule: messenger RNA, 1037 nt
Organism: Gigantopelta aegis
Lineage: Eukaryota; Metazoa; Mollusca; Gastropoda; Neomphalida; Peltospiridae
Exons: 5
Coding region: 173-841 (222 amino acids)
Source: RefSeq, a predicted model, not a curated record
GUUCCGGCUUUCUUACAGUGACGAUGACACAUUUUAGAAUGACUGAGUGACUGAUAGCACUUUUAUUUCACUGAUAUUUUAAAAUAUUUCACUAAAUGUUAUAAUAAAGCAUUUUAUAUUGCGGCUGACAUUGAUACACUGACUUCUUCUUUCAAUCUUUGUGAAUGCGGCGAUGUUGUUCGACAACAAAUUCCGAGUACUGAAAUAUCUGAUAGUGUUUAUUCUUGUGACCUUCCUGCUGUGGAAUAUUUUGAUCAGAACAAACUAUAAGAUGGCGCCAAGUACAUUUCCACAUGAAAAACAUCACUCAAUUCCGAAUGACGUCACUUUUCAAGAGAGUGACCUACUGUAUUCGACACCCAUCACCCUGGAUAUCGAGCCAUUAAGAAAGGCGUAUUCUAACAAAGUGACAGAAAUGAAGAGGAACAAAGCUUUGAAGAGAUUUGGGAACAGGCGAAAUUGCUCAGAGGCUACUUCACCCAAUGCUGCGUGUGUGGACACGGCCUGUAAUUCAACUCUGCCACCAGCUACUAGUGAUGUAAAUUUUUGGAACGUCUUUAAGCCUCUAACUCGAGUCAAGGACGUUUCUGUACGUCUCUCCGAAGCUAUGGGUCCCUACAGGAGCGCCAGUGAAGUUAUUUUUGUGACAGCCGCAUCCUCCAAUCACUUCAAGGAAUCUCAGGCGCUUAUGAAGAACCUUCACCAGACGGUGUUUCCUCAUCUGAAGAACUACACGUUCUAUUUCUACGACUUGGGACUCACGUCAAAACAGAGGCAACAGGUGAUACAUCAACUUGCACAGUCAUUAUAUGGUGAUAAAAUUGUAGUAGUCUUGGUAUAAAGUCUGGCAGUAGCUAACAGGUGUCACCAAAUUUGGCAUAUUCUUUAUUAUUACCCAUACGGUUAAAACUGUCUUGGUACAUAUCAUAGUGUUACCUCCCACUAGAACACUUCGACGUGACACAGAUCGGCGUACUACGACCUAACACGAACUUCAACCAAACGAGAUGAGUGAUUUAAAUUAGAUCGACUAUGGG